Messenger RNA from Daucus carota subsp. sativus, 813 nucleotides. RefSeq lists its product as uncharacterized. The coding region runs from base 134 to 631 and encodes 165 amino acids. The transcript has a single exon. Lineage: Eukaryota; Viridiplantae; Streptophyta; Magnoliopsida; Apiales; Apiaceae. The record is from RefSeq and is a predicted model, not a curated record.
CCUAAUAAAAGAAAUGCCAAGUUCAUGAUCUUAUAAUUAAAAUGGAACUAACCUAUAAGUAGAAUCAAACCUUGAUAACUCUAUCUGUCUUCGCUGUAUUCUGAUUAGUCAUACUAAUAAGAGUUUAAUAAUAAUGGAUAUCGGAGUUGACAUCCCCAAGAUAGCAUUAUUCAUCAUGCUUCUGGUCUUGAGUCCCCAGAUUGAGUGCCAGACUUGGAGGCAGCCAAAUACACCAAUGUCACCUUUCCCGCCAAUACAACCUACUCCCCUCUGUGCAUCUCAGUUUGCACUGGCAAAUCAUGCAUGUGCGAGGCUUCCAUUUAACCCCAUCUCUCCUCCAUCCCCUCAUCAUCAUCUACAUGAUUCACCAUCUGCUAAUUCCGAUGCUCCUGAAUCUUCUCCCACCCCAUCUCACAGACACAGGCACAGCCACCACCACCACAGUCCACCAGAAUCACCUGUUGUACAGGAAUGUUGCCGAUGGUUGCAACAAAUAGACAGUGGAUGUGUUUGUGAUCUACUAGUUCGCUUGCCUAUCUUCCUUGCCAAACCUGGGCACCAGUAUACUGUUAAGGUUGAUAGUUCAUGCACUGUCAUGUAUUCAUGCCCAGGAAGAAUCAUCUCACCGUGAUUCAUCAAAAAGCAUCAAUUAUGAAUGGCUAAUAAAUCAGGGGUAGUGUUUAAUUAUGUCUAGGAUUUGUAAGCCAAAAUUCUGUUUGUUUUUAUACUUGUUAUUCCACAUAGUCGUACUAUGUCAUACUAUUGUAAUCUAUAGGAUGUUGAUCUACAAAUUAAGUGCUUUCGUGAUGAUAA